AUGGCCUGCUCAAAACGCUUGCUCUAUAGUAUCUCGGCAGCGCUCGGAUUCCUUCUUCUCUCAGCUUUUGCUCUUAUAGCUAGUUCAGCGGGUAGUCCUCGCAGUCUCUCACAGCAGUUUCAAUUUCAUGUUUGUCCCAGCGGGCCCCCUCUCCAACUUCCAGUCACUCGAAAAUUCCAGCCUUUGACACCACUAUGGAGAGCUCAGUCAGACACCUCUUCAUGGGAGUCUCUUCUCUCUCCCCCGAAUGGUGGUAUGCUCAAGGUCCGAACAAGUAAUGGCACCAUCACCGACUACGGAAUCUCUAUGUUCCACCAGCUCCAUUGUUUGUCAAUGCUUCGCGGGGUGAUCUUCCCUAGCAUAUCGCAGCAUCACGGUGCAUCAACCUCAUCACUACCACACUCAGAUAAUGCUCAUGAGGAUUCAGUGCACUGGGCUCACUGCUUCGAUUAUAUUGCACAGGCCAUUAUUUGCUCAGCAGACGAUACUAUCGAGCCCCCUCAUCUAGCCAUUGAUAAGAAUGGAGAACGGAUUUUGAUUGUUGACGGAAUGGGGCAUACGCAUCAGUGCAGAGACCCAGAACCAUUAUGGAGGGCUGUCAGCGAUAGUAGGGCUCAGCCCAUUGAUGUUACCCGAGUGAAGAACACGGUUAGACAGAGU
Messenger RNA from Aspergillus homomorphus CBS 101889, 660 nucleotides. RefSeq lists its product as uncharacterized. NCBI's taxonomy places the organism in Eukaryota, Fungi, Ascomycota, Eurotiomycetes, Eurotiales, Aspergillaceae. Gene Ontology annotation, biological process: mycotoxin biosynthetic process. The record is from RefSeq and is a predicted model, not a curated record. The transcript has 2 exons. The annotation marks the transcript as partial.